CCGUGUGAGAAAUAUUAGGAAGCAGUUAAUAGAUAAAUAUGUAAUUGUCACAAAACUGGUUUUUGUAUUUAAAAUUUUAUUUUAUGUUUUUUCUUUAAAUUUUAAACUAUGCUAUGUGUUAGAUUCUAGAUUCUCGUUAGCCAGGUGAAUGAGAAUUGUCUUGUAUUUGUUUUAUUUUACCUCAAUUUUUUUCACGGGAGAGGAAACCAAAAUUAGGGCAAAAUUGCGUUCGAUUUUUGUUUCUAACUGAAGCUUCUGAUGUGUUUCAUCCAUCGUGUAUCUCUAUGUGCUUCCACAGCUAUAAGACGCAGAAGCAUUCACGGGCCUACUUUGGUUUCAAGUCACCAGAAGAUGUUUAUGAGUUCGCUGCUUUUUUCAACGGCCAUGUGUUUGUUAAUGAAAAUGGUGCUCAGUUCAAGGCCAUAGUUGAAUAUGGGCCUUCACAGCGUGUGCCCAAACCAUGUGACAAGAAAGAUCCUCGUGAAGGCUCUAUUACCAAAGACCCUGAUUAUAUUCAGUUCCUUAAGCUCAUUGCUCAACCUGUUGAGAAUCUCCCUAGUGCUGAAGUCCAGUUGGAACGAAGAGAAGCCGAGCAGUCUGGUGCUUCAAAGCCGGCUCCUAUUGUUACCCCUCUUAUGGAAUUCAUACGUCAGAAGCGUGCUACUGUGAUUGGAUCUCAGCAACAGAGUUUAUUAGAUGUUCGGAGAGGAGGCAGAAGAGCCAGAGCAGUCUCGUCAAACAAGCCAAGUUCAAGGCCUUCGAAACGAAACUCUGAAAAGAAAAAGUAUGUGGAAAAGCACAAUUCAAAAACCGUCCGCAGUUCCAAGCAAGAUUAUUAUCAGCCAAAUUCAAGUGGAAAGGACAUACCAGUAACUGAAACUGCCUCUGUCGUGGAUAGUUCUCUCCCAGGGAUUGCAUUGACUAUGGAUUCUGGGAAGAAAAAGAUCUUGCUCCUGAAAAGAGACCGAGACGAUCCUGUUAACUCUCCACCACAACAGACAGAAACUAAUCUUACGGGAAGCUCCUCGACUUCAAGACAGAAUCAGAAGGUUCAUGUCGGUGGGAGAUUGAUCAAGGGAAUACUUGUGAGAAAUGAGCCGCGACCUAGCCAGUCUUCAACUUUUGUCCAGCCUGAGCCAAGACUGGAACCCUCAGAACCAGAAAACUGCACGCGUCCUCCUCGAGCAGGGAAAGACUAUCAUGUUUCUGGUACCAAUAUUGAGAAGCAAGAGAGGCGUCCAAGAAACAAGGAUAGACCUGGUCGUGUUGUGUGGGCUCCUCUCCGUCGUCCUGACGGGUCCAAUAUCAGCGAGGACCAACUUUCAACUUCUUCAGCAGCAAAUAAUGGAGAAGUGAAACAAAGGACGUUGUUGCAAAGAUCUGGAGAAGUGGCGAACUCCUCUGAUGGACACUCUCUUGAGAAUGGUUCUGCUAGACAUUCUAGUCGCCGUGUUGGAUCUCGCAAUAGAAAAGAAGACAGCUUUGCGAUGACUGGUGAGGGUAAACCAUCUCGUAGAGGAGGUGGUGGUGGUCCCACUUCAUAUGAGAAGCAAAAGUGGAUCCAAAAAUCAUCAUCGGGUACUUGAUAUAUUCACUUUAACCUAUGGUAAGGCUAUAAACAUCAGCCAAUUCCAAUGGAUUCUGUCUUUGAACGGAAAACUAUAGAUCUGAAUGGAAAUGGAGAGUAACAACACAAUCAGCAUCACUCUGGACUUUUGGUCCAUCGUCGUAAGUGUAGUAUUGCACAUAAAAGAGACCCUUCUCAAAGUAGAUAUCAUCUCAGGAUUUAUGGGUUUGAGACGAGAAAGACUCAGCAGCUACUACCUUUGAAGGCUUUUAGCGGUUCACUGUACCUGCAUCCUAUUUUGGCUUUUGUUGUGUUACAGACGAGUGGGUGAGAAGUAGGAGUGAGAAGUGAGAACUUACUCCCGAGUCUUAAGUAAUGAAAUAGUCAGAAGUGUAUAGGGAGCAGAAACACUGUAUCGGUUUUCAUUUUGGGGAGGUCUCAGAAUAUGAUUUUCCGGAUUUCACUAUAAUAGUUUGAUAUUACUGUGAAGUAAAAUUUUCACUGCGUAA
Molecule: messenger RNA, 2076 nt
Organism: Raphanus sativus (radish)
Lineage: Eukaryota; Viridiplantae; Streptophyta; Magnoliopsida; Brassicales; Brassicaceae
Product: regulator of nonsense transcripts UPF3-like
Exons: 12
Coding region: 285-1586 (433 amino acids)
Biological process (GO): positive regulation of translation; nuclear-transcribed mRNA catabolic process, nonsense-mediated decay
Cellular component (GO): nucleolus; cytoplasm
Molecular function (GO): mRNA binding
Source: RefSeq, a predicted model, not a curated record